This is a messenger RNA of Pseudo-nitzschia multistriata, 3637 nucleotides long. NCBI's taxonomy places the organism in Eukaryota, Bacillariophyta, Bacillariophyceae, Bacillariales, Bacillariaceae. The record is from the annotation of a GenBank genome assembly.
GGGCGAUUGAUUGCCACAACAUCAUUGUGAAGAAAAAUUUAGCAGCAUGACGUCUUCCACGGCGACAUAUAUCGUGCUGUCUGUUAAUAAACCAAAACAAAUUUCAAAAUGAAACGGGGCACCGGUAUCAGCACCCAACGUCUCAAUACUCUGUCUACAGGAAGUAUUUAUUCCGAUGAUAAGGCACCUGAAUGGAAUUUGAAGAGAAUUUACGGGAGAGAAAAAGAAUCUAAAAUAAUUCAGAACUGUGUCGACAAGGGAUCAAACGGUGUUAUAAUUUUGAAAGGAUGUUCCGGAAGUGGAAAGUCAUUCUUUGUUGACGGGCAGCACUUUGAGGAGGACGGAUGGAUAUAUGCCACAGGAAAGCACGAUAUGCGCAGGAAACAAGAACCAUAUUCGGCACUCAUCGACGCCCUCGAUGGUCUUGUUGCCAAAUGGAUGGCAAAUAAUUCAGCUGCACAACUGUGUAGGAUGAAUUCAUUCAAUAACUUGCUGGUCGAUGAUAUGGAAUUCUUAGAAACAAUUGUACCCAAAAUGUUUCGAGAGGUGAAAGCUGAAUGUUACAAAUCUCGACCUAAAGGUCUCCAAACAACAUCUUCACAAUUUGGGACCGAAGCUACUGUCGACUCGAAAACAAUCAACGCUGCGUUUUGGAGGAUAAUGUCUUUCCUAUCCGAGUCAAAACCGAUUAUUUUCUUUUUAGAUGAUCUCCAAUGGGCCGACCAGGCCAGCUUGGAUGCAAUUCAAGCACUAUCUACGACGGGAAAUAUCGAGGGGUUCUGGCUAAUUCUUUCAUAUAGAGAUGAGGAAGUAAGCGAAGGGGAUCCCGUUUCUACAUGUCUUGAUUUUAUCAAAGAAGAAAACGAGUGUGUAGAAACAAUACAUAUCACUAAUUUAGAUGAGGAAAACGUCAACAACAUUGUUUGUUCGCUUCUGGAACAGGAUCCAGAACAGACAUCAGAACUUUCGAAGGUGAUUCAUAACAAGACCGCAGGGAAUCCAUUCUUUGUCAUUCAGUUCAUGAAAAUGCUUCGACACGAAUCUUUCCUAAACUACAAUGCUAUGAUUCUUCAAUGGGAAUGGGGAGAUGUAGGGAAAAUGGAGCAAAUUGUACACGUUUCGGACAAUGUAGCCGAUAUCAUUGCAGCGUCCAUGUCAAAAUUAACAGAAUCGAGCCUCUUCGCUCUUCAGAUGGCGUCUUGUCUGGGGAAAGUCGUACCCAUGCAGGUACUGAUUGAGUUCAUAGGCACCUGUGUAGUUGAAGAAGCAAGCAACGACGAGGAACUUGCCAUAUGUGGCGCUUUAGUGGGAAUUCAACUUCAAGGACUAAAAGAUGUUUUUGAUGAGGCUGUAAAAUUUGGUAUACUGGUACGCCUUGAAGAUGACGAGACAUAUGUUUGGGCUCACGACAAAUUACAGUUUGUAGCAUAUUCUAUGAUUCGAAGAAAGAAUCUCAAUAAGGUCCACAAAUCACUUGGAAUGAUUCUCCGGAAUAUGUACGAAUCGAACCCCGAAAAUUGCUGGGCGCUAUACAUGGCAGCUGAUCAACUUAAUCGUCUUACCAAUGUAUGCGAUGAUAAUCUCAAUGCAGAUAUUGCACUUUCAAGUCUCCAAGCCAGCAAAAUAUCAAUAUCUAAAUCUGCUUUUUUUCCUGGUAAGAAUAAGUACGAAGUACGAAAACAGAUUUCUUGAAGUGACAUGGUGCUCAAUAGAGUGUUUGCCACUUAUUUUUUUUAUUUUUAUCAGCCUUGGAUAUGUUGCGAUCUGCAGCAGAGCACCUGACAGCAAUAGCUGAUCCCUGGAAAACAAAUUAUCAAUUGAGUCUAGAGGUUUUGAGCUCGCUUGCUGAAAUGGCGAUGCGAUUUGGGAGUCACAAAGAGGCAAUAAAUGCAGCUAUACAAGUAGAUCGAAACGCAAAAAUAUUAGAGGAUCGAAGCCGAGCACAAUUCAUCUUUAUUUUGCACAAACUUGAGGGCGGCAAUCGGGAUUACAAAGGUGCGGUAGAAUCGAUCAAAAGCAUUCUGUUGGACUAUGGUGUCAAAUUCCCGACCAAAAUUAUGCCAGGGCAACUAAUUUUGGAGUAUAGAAAGUUGCGGACUCGAUUGGGAGGUGCAGGUGAAGCAUUUUUGAACCUUCGGCAUCUAAACGAUGCUCAUCCUAAAGAUAGGAGGACAAAGAUCAUCAUAAUACUACUUGCACGGCUCAUCGAAUAUCUGGAUCAUGGCGAGAAGACGACGGAUUUACAAUCGUAUGCAGCAAUGCGCAUUUUAAAUAUAUCGAGCAAAGAAGGGACAUGUGCUGCAACCGCACUUGGAGUGGCGUGUUUUGGAUCCAAUAUGAUUCAAGAUGGACGCGAAUAUGACGCUAGAGAAUUCGGGGAAUUAGCGAUCAAACUUGUGGACUCUUUCCCAUCAAAAGUUGGCAGCUGCCAUGCAUUAGUUCAUUCAUGGGUAGCAUAUGGGGUUUUAUCUCAAGCCGUACCUUUUCAUGAUUUGUUGGAUCCAUUAUUGGACCUUAAUCGUAUUUCUUUGAGAGGUGGUGGAAUAUCUGAAGGAGCAAUGGCAUGGAUUGGUUACGCUUAUACCUAUAUGUGUGUGGGGCUUCCGCUUCACCCUUUAGAUUUGGACCUCCUGUCGUUUUCAAAGAAUGCUCGUCAAUUUAGGUUACCCGCCACUUUUAAAGUGUUAUUUCCCAUCAUCCGUCAGGCGAUCCAAAAUCUUCAAGAAUUGAAAUCCAAUCCAACUUUGCUGAAGGGUGAUGCUUUCGAUCAGGAAAAGGAGCUCAAGAACUUCAAAGAUUUAGGACACAAAAUGACCCUCCGUGAUAUUAACUCUUUCAGGCUCAUGUUAGCUUGUAUUUAUCAAGACUGGAAAAUAGCUGAAGAAUUGGUGGUGGCGCUAGAACCCUACCUUCAUGGUGACAAAUUGUUUAUCAGAGGACACAUUUUGCUUGUCUAUAUGGGAUACGCUUGCAUAGUUUUGAGUAGAAGGGCAAAUAUGAUAACGAGGCUUCAUCAUCGCCAAUUGGGGAGGAAAAUCAUUAAAACAUUCAAGGAUCAACUCAAGAAUGGAUCACCAAAUGCUCUUCCAGUAGUCAUGAUGCUCGAAGCAAUCGAGUCUCCAUCAAAAGAACGUUUUGAUGAAGCCAUUCGAGUCACAGCCAGACUAGGAAUGGUCCAACAUGCAGCUGUUGUUUACGAAAAUGCCGGACUAUUCUUUACGGAGCAAGGUAAUGAAGGAUUGGCGGAAUACUACUUCUCCGAAGCGUCCAAGCUGUAUACGGACUGGGGAGCAACUGGUAAAACGAAAGAUAUGAUAGAAAAGCACAACUUUUUGGGUUCGUCUUCAUUGAACCGAAACCAGAGUAACGGUUUCAUAAAGGGACGCACUCGCUUUUCUCCAGAGACUAUGCUUUCGAUGCAAGAAAUAAAAAUUGGACCCGGGUCCUCAGAGCGUAUAUCCGACAUUACCGGUGGCAUUAGUAAAGGAAGUAAUUUGAGCUCAAGUGUAGCAUCCACACUUUUUUCAACCAGCAAGUGAAGUCUUUCUCUGCGAAAUAGGAGAUUGGAAAAACCACGGCUUGAACCAUCGGAAUGACCGCAAGCUAUGAUUCUUUGCAAUAUAUAUGAUUUUGACCU